This is a messenger RNA of Aspergillus niger, 333 nucleotides long. RefSeq lists its product as hypothetical. The record is from RefSeq and is a predicted model, not a curated record. Lineage: Eukaryota; Fungi; Ascomycota; Eurotiomycetes; Eurotiales; Aspergillaceae. The transcript is spliced from 4 exons. Bases 1 to 333 code for a protein of 110 amino acids.
AUGGUAAUUUUAUUUCAUUUUAUUUUGAUUGUUUUUCAUUUCUCCUCGUGUAUUUCAGGCAAGUCGUUGCCUAUCGUAUCGGCAAAAUGCCCAGUGGUAAAUUUACCCCCCCGAUGCGCUGCCGACAUUUUGUCGAGCAUUCUUGGGUUAGAACAUAAGUAUCUAGCUAAUUCUUCAGCAGGUUGGCUGACCCAAGUCAACCCAAGCUCCGAGAAUAAAGAAAGAGCACGAGUGGGGGAAAGGAAGAGGGGAGGUUGGUGCUUGGCAGAGAGAAUCCGUUAUUCCGGUUUCCCGCCUGAGGCCUUCAACUCGCUAGUUGGUCAGUUGGUUUAG